AACGUCCCUUUACCAUUUCUGUCAACAACAAUCCCAUAUUCCCGGUGCUAGCCUUCUGAAGAAUUCCACGCAGAAUCAUGGCGAAAAUGAUAAAUCCACAGUCUCUAACCCUCAAUACCUGCACAUCUCUAAUUUUCCCAUCAAUUCAUGCUCCAAAAUCGCUGUUCCCUUCCCAAUCUCUUGCAAUUUCAACCAAGCCCAUCAGUAAAAUUCGUUAUACAAGGAGUCUGAUUGGACCGUCUUUCGUAGCCAAAGCUUCCACGGCCGCGGCUGUUCCAGAUAACAUCACGGAUGUGCUCGGGGAUGUCGGCAUCUUCACUGCCACUGGCGAGCCCGUCAAGUUCGAAGACCUCUGGGAUCAAAAGGAGGGAAUGGCUGUUGUUGCGCUGUUGCGGCAUUUUGGAUGUUUUUGCUGCUGGGAACUUGCGGAGGCCCUCAAAGAAUCAAAAGAAAGAUUUGACUCUGCUGGUGUUAAGCUUAUUGCUGUUGGUGUUGGUACUCCUAAUAAAGCACGUCUUCUUGCUGAAAGGUUACCUUUUCCACUGGAUUGCCUUUAUGCUGACCCUGAACGUAAGGCUUAUGAUGUUUUGGGCUUAUAUUAUGGUCUUGGCCGGACUUUUUUCAAUCCAGCAAGUGCCAAAGUAUUUUCAAGAAUGGAGGCGGUCAAAAAGGCUAUGAAGAACUACACAAUUGAAGCCACACCAGAUGACAGGAGUGGUGUCUUGCAACAGGGAGGGAUGUUUGUCUUCAAAGGGAAUCAACUGCUGUAUGCAAGGAAGGAUGAAGGGACUGGGGACCAUGCUCCCUUGGAUGAUAUCUUUGAUAUCUGCUGCAAAGCUUCUACUGUAUGAGGAAGGAUGAGGGGACUGGUUAUCUUACUCCAUGGAGGAUGCCCCGAAUCCAUCCAUUGCAACUUGAUUACCAAUUAGAACUGUUCGUGUGGAUUGACUAUUUCAUAUCUUAUCAAUACCUACGAUCAUUGAGGCGAGUUUUUAAUUGUAGUGCUUAUUUUACUUAGCAACAUAUAUCUGUCUUUUAGUCAAGUGUUGGCUGUCUUGUACAAAUAUUUUUCUAAUUUGGUGUACUAAGUUAUGGGGCGAAAUUGAGUUGUUUGUUACAACUGAAUGUGGCCUUAGACAUAAACUAUCAGAUGUAAAUACCCACAUUAUCAUUUCACAAUUACCUGGCCAUGUGAUUUUCCAAUUUA
This is a messenger RNA of Olea europaea var. sylvestris, 1207 nucleotides long. RefSeq names its product prostamide/prostaglandin F synthase. The record is from RefSeq and is a predicted model, not a curated record. Lineage: Eukaryota; Viridiplantae; Streptophyta; Magnoliopsida; Lamiales; Oleaceae. The coding region runs from base 78 to 851 and encodes 257 amino acids. Gene Ontology annotation, molecular function: antioxidant activity. The transcript is spliced from 7 exons.